AUGCUGGCGUCGCUCGUCGAAGGAUACAGCUCGGAGGAGGAGGAGGAGGAGGAGGAGGCGAAGGGGAAGGAGGAGAAGGCAGGGAAGGGUAAGGACACUAAGGAGAAUGCUGCAGAGGGGAAGGACAAGGAAGGGGCGGAGGGAUCAGGAGCGAAGAAAAGGAAGCUACCGAGCGCUUCGCAGAUGAUGGCCUCGACAAGUAGCUGGGCAAGGGACGACGAUGAGCAGACCGAGGAGAAGAGCGUCGAUCGGAUCGGCAAGGAGUACCACAACGUUCCUCCCCCCACUGGCGUGAGGGCUAGUGAUACCAUCGGGGAACGAGCGGACUACAUCAAGCCAGCGGUCGGAACGUCUGUGGAUGCAAACAAGGUGUACACUGGCCAGAGGAUGCUGGCGAAUAGCUCCUUGGUACCUCCGCAGCUGAAAGGGAGGAAGAACGUGAACACGGAGGACGUUGGGUCCUGGACGACAGAGAAGAGAUACAAGUCGAAAACAUCCGAGUAA
Messenger RNA from Guillardia theta CCMP2712, 504 nucleotides. RefSeq lists its product as hypothetical. The transcript is spliced from 4 exons. Bases 1 to 504 code for a protein of 167 amino acids. Lineage: Eukaryota; Cryptophyceae; Pyrenomonadales; Geminigeraceae. The record is from RefSeq and is a predicted model, not a curated record.